Molecule: messenger RNA, 1726 nt
Organism: Cynara cardunculus var. scolymus (artichoke)
Lineage: Eukaryota; Viridiplantae; Streptophyta; Magnoliopsida; Asterales; Asteraceae
Product: flowering locus K homology domain-like
Exons: 7
Coding region: 82-1494 (470 amino acids)
Biological process (GO): regulation of gene expression
Cellular component (GO): nucleus; cytoplasm
Molecular function (GO): mRNA binding
Source: RefSeq, a predicted model, not a curated record
AGCAGCCGUCUCUCUCAUCCUCAAUUCAUCUGCGUAAAUCAUCCAUAAUCGACUUAUCAAGAAAUCCUUUUCAAGCCUAAAAUGGCAGAGGAUAACAUUAGUGAACAUGAGACCGAGGUGAUGCCUGAGAAUUCUGUUCCAAUUGAAGUUCAAGUUUCCGAAAACGAUCAGGGGGAUGCUAUAGAAACUCAAGAUAAUGAGAACGAAGAAGGUGGUGAUGCUCUAGAGGGUGCUGCGGUGGAGGGUGCUGCUGCAGAAGGUGUUGUGGAAAAGAAAUGGCCUGGGUGGCCUGGAGAGAACGUUUUCAGGAUGUUGGUCCCUGUGCAAAAAGUUGGUGGCAUUAUUGGUCGCAAAGGAGAGUACAUAAAGAAAACUUGCGAAGAAACACGGGCUCGCAUUAAGAUCCUUGAUGGUCCUCCUGGUACUACUGAAAGAACUGUGUUGAUUUCUGCAAAGGAAGAACCUGAUGUUUCUAUUCCUCCUGCAAUGGAUGGUUUGCUGAAAGUUCAUCAGCGCAUCAUUGAUGCUGAUAGCGAUUCUACUCAUGCCCCGCCUGGAGGGGCGGGAACUAUAUGCACAAGGUUACUCGUGGCAGGUACGCAAGGUGGAAGCUUGAUAGGGAAGCAGGGUGCCACCAUAAAGACCAUUCAAGAUUCUUCAAAUUGUAAAAUUCGGGUUAUAGGAGGAGAAAACCUACCAGUUUUUGCUCUACCUGAUGAUAGUGUUGUCGAGAUACAAGGGGAGACUACAGGUGUACACAAGGCUGUGGAACUGAUUGCAACUCAUCUAAGAAAGUUUUUAGUCGAUCGCAGUGUUAUUGGGAUAUUUGAGAUGCAAAUGCAAAUGCCAAAUGCUCGUCCGAAUCAAGAGAUGCCCCCUCCCCAACCUUGGGCUCCAUCUCCCCAAGGUUUCCCGAUGAAUGCUGGCGGUGGACCUGGCUUUGGACCCAAUCAAUAUAUGCCACCUCAGCACCAAUAUGAUAACUACUAUCCACGGGUAGACAUGCCUCCGCCAAUGGAUAAACAGCCUCGUCAAGGUCCACCUUCUUAUGGUAGGGAUCCGUCUAUGGGACCACCUCAUAGUGCAGGUGUGCAGCCACAACAGUCUAUAGUCACAAAGGUCUCACAGAACAUGCAAAUCCCUCUUUCAUAUGCUGAUGCUGUAAUUGGUACCUCCGGAACUAAUAUUAGCUAUAUUCGACGAGCCAGUGGUGCAACCAUUGCGAUACAAGAAACACGAGGUGUUCCUGAUGAAAUGACUGUUGAGAUAAACGGAUCAGCUUCACAAGUUCAGACCGCUCAACAGUUGAUACAGAAUUUCGUUGCUGAAGCUGCAACUGCCGCUCAGAACUCAGCUGGUCCACCGCCUAGCCAAGGCUAUAAUCCAUACCCUGGUCAUGCUCCUGCUUACCCUUCUCAACCACCACCUGCUGGCCAUGCACCGGCUGCAGCCGACUAUGGUGGACCUGUGUAUGGCGGCAGUUACGGGUAUUGAAGGAUAUUUUGACAGAAAUACCCUUUGCAAUCUCCUUGAUGAGUGGAGGUUGCCAGGGGUAAUGUUGUAACAAGAUGUUCUUGUUUAGAAGUAGGUAGGUGUUUUCUUUAUUGGUCUUUGCUGAAAACAUGGGUUUUUUUUGUUUCUCGAUCGUAGUUUAUGCAACUUGUGUUUCUGAAUGAUGGCUAUUGAAGUCUUUUUCCUUCAUUUUUAGAUGCAGUUUAGCUUAUGU